Molecule: messenger RNA, 1227 nt
Organism: Heterostelium album PN500
Lineage: Eukaryota; Evosea; Eumycetozoa; Acytosteliales; Acytosteliaceae
Exons: 4
Coding region: 1-1227 (408 amino acids)
Source: RefSeq, a predicted model, not a curated record
AUGACUCCUCAAAUACGUUGUCUCAAUCCAACUAGGGGAGGUCAAAGGUUUCAGGUUGUUAAUGGAGAAAAGUGCGUUAUUAUAUGCAAGUGCACUCAUUUUACCGACUAUGAAAGUAUUCAACUUAUUAGAAGACAACUUGGUAUUAAAAGUCAUCAAGAUAAUGCUAAAGAUAGUGUCCUAAAUUUGGAAAAAGGCUCUACAAGUAAAUGUGAUCAAUGUGGCGAGAAAUGUACCACUAGAAUAGGAAUUAAAGCAACCGGAUUGCCACAAACAACAGAUUCAUUUUCCUAUUUUUGUUGUUUUGGCCACUUGAUUGCCUAUGUUUCAAAUAUUAGUGUAAAGAAUUGGAGAGAAAAGAUUCAAUCAAAAGAAAAAUUAUUCAAAGGUCUUGAAACUUUAAACCCCGAUAGCUCUCCUACAACUACCACAACUACCACAACUACCUCUAACUCAUCAGUUAGGGAAGAAACAAAUGAAGAGGAUGCAUCCGAACAAGAUUCAAUUGUAAAUAGUCUAUUGAAAGAAUAUUGUGAUGAAGAUAUUAAACUAUUCAUUGGCUUAAAUAAGAAUGAUUUUAAUGAUCUUUUUCUCAAGAUCAAAGAACGUAGUCAUUCAAAAAUAACCAGAAAAGAUGAUCAACAAAGAAAGAAAUCAAGUGCCAUUUAUAAAGAUUAUUAUGGUGAUUCAUGCUUAGUGACUUCAGUUGUGGACGGAUCUGAACAAAGGGUAGUUGUACCGUUGAACUCUGAUCUCAAAAUAUGUUAUUAUAGUGGAAAAAAAGGGUUUUCAUCAGUCAACAAACUAGUGUUUUGUUCUCCUAAUGGAAAGAUCCAAUAUAUGUCACAUACUAGGCCCGGAUCAAGAAAUGAUCAAGGUAUGAUGUAUGAAGUAGGACCAUUUUUAAAUAAAUUUGACGAUUCGUUUGAGUACAUAAUGGGUGACAAAGGUUUUCAAGGUUCCCAUAUUUUGUACAAACGUUUUAUUGUUAUCGACAGAGAGGAUAGAAAAGAUGGAGAGGAUGAUGAAAGGAAGGAAGCAGACAAUAGAUUUAAAUCUGUUAGAAUCAUAAUAGAGAAUGUCUUUGCUCAUAUUAAGAAAUGGGCAAUUGCUACCAUGAAUUUCAGAAGCAAAAUUGACAAUUUCAACGAAAUAUUGGAUGAACAUCAUAAAAUUUGGUGUUGUAUUGGCUUAUUAAUCAAUUUAUAUGUAGAGGACUUAAGAUGA